AUGCCAGCAUCUGUGAAGCCUGGGGUCGUCACCGGCCAGGCGCUGGUGGACUUGCUGAACUACGCCAAGGAGAACGAGUUCGCAAUCCCAGGAGUGAACGUGGUUGCCAGCAGCUCCAUCAAUGCGUGCAUGGAAGCCGCCAAGAAGGCAGGCGGACCCAUCAUGGUCACCUUCUCUCGCGGAGGCGGCCAGUUCAUUGCUGGCAAGGCCGCCGACAACAGCGAUGAUGCUGCCUGCAUCGCGGGCACCGUGGCUGGCGCCCUCCACGUGCGCCAGGUGGCCAAGCUCUACGGAGUGCCGGUGAUCCUCCACACUGACCACUGCCAGAAAGCUUGGUUGCCUUGGUUCGAUGGCCUCAUGGAGGCCAAUGAGGAGUCUUUGGAGGAGAACAUCGCGAUCUGCAAGAAGCACAUGGCUGAUUUUAAGAAGAAGUUUGAGUCUGAGGUUCUUUCUCAGUUAGUGGACCUGCUGCUGGAGAUGGAGCUGGGUGUCACCGGUGGUGAGGAGGACGGCGUGGACAACACAGAUGUGGACUCCUCCAGGUUGUACACUCAGCCCGAGGAGGUCUGGCAGGUCUACGAGACCCUGUCGGCAGUCCCCAACGGCAAGUUCACCGUGGCAGCGGCCUUUGGCAACGUCCAUGGCGUGUAUGCGCCGGGCAACGUGAGCCUGAAGCCAGUGAUUCUGCACAACACCCAGAAGUACAUCAAGGAGAAGCUGGGCUGCGACAGCGACAAGCCGGUGUCUUUUGUUUUCCACGGAGGCUCAGGCUCCUCCCUCGAGGACAUCCGAUAUGCCAUUGAGGCUGGCGUCAUCAAGAUGAACAUCGACACGGACACCCAGUGGGCCUUCUGGGAUGGCAUGAACGAAUACCAGAAGAAGAACAAGGACUACCUCCAGGCCCAGAUCGGCAAUCCCGAAGGACCGGAGAAGCCCAACAAGAAGUACUACGACCCUCGCAUGUCCCUCCGGGCCGGUGAGGAGUCCAUGGCCGAUCGCCUG
Symbiodinium pilosum is the source of this 1002-nucleotide messenger RNA. The record is from the annotation of a GenBank genome assembly. Lineage: Eukaryota; Dinophyceae; Suessiales; Symbiodiniaceae.